Messenger RNA from Exophiala xenobiotica, 2420 nucleotides. RefSeq lists its product as uncharacterized. The transcript has a single exon. Gene Ontology annotation, molecular function: phospholipid scramblase activity. Gene Ontology annotation, cellular component: plasma membrane. The record is from RefSeq and is a predicted model, not a curated record. Gene Ontology annotation, biological process: plasma membrane phospholipid scrambling. Lineage: Eukaryota; Fungi; Ascomycota; Eurotiomycetes; Chaetothyriales; Herpotrichiellaceae. Bases 232 to 1914 code for a protein of 560 amino acids.
GGCGCAAUUAAAUUAAUCAAGUCCUUUCUUAUGACCUUGUACUUAUUUUCUCCCGGCUGUGUGAACAUUGAUACUCUCUAUAAUGUCUAGCGAGUGAGCAUUUGCAUAUCGUCUUCCCUGUCAGCUGCAAAAAUCUUCUUCUCGGUGACGGUUCAGGGCAGCGAGCCACGAUCCGAGCAUUUCCUACCCUUUUCGGUCUCCAGCUUCAUCAUCCUGUCCUGAUACGUCUAGAUGCAGAAGAGCGUGUUAUACACCUUCAAGCCAGCUGCUGCUGCGCUCAGACCCUGUUCGCAAUGUUUCACAAUCAUCCGGUCGAGACAAUUGUUCAGACGCAGGCUGCAGCCCUUCUCGACCUCUCCUAACUGUACCCAAGAGCGACCUCCCCCUCCGAAUCACAAUGACAAGAAUCCUUCUCGAACCGAACCACCUCCCAAAUCUCCCUCAAUGGAGAUCAUUCUGGCCGAGACCAGUCCGGAAGAUAAUUCCCUUCUCGCUCCCGUCCACAUUCCCGAAGCACCGAACGCCAUCUUAAAGUCAGAUCACCCUGCCACAAAUAUUCUCGCCCAGUCAGGAAUCGUGGUACAGAGGCAAAUAGAGAUGAUGAACCUGUUCCUGGGCUUCGAACAAGCAAAUCGGUACGUCAUACUAGAUCCUCAUGGAAAUCAUAUUGGGUACAUGGCGGAACAUGAUGGAGGAUUUGGAAAAGUCAUGGCACGCCAAUGGCUGAAAACACACCGUGCAUUCACGACUCAUGUGUUUGACAAGCAUGCAAAAGAGGUUCUAAGAUUUCAUCGCCCAUUCUCUUGGUUUGUCACUCAUAUGCGGGUCUAUGAUCCUCUAGAGCCGAACAGCAAACCGUCAUCCUCCACGUCCGACGGUUUAGUGAGCUCUGACGGGUUGACUGGUAUGCAACAAAUCUCGCAUAUGCCUCUUGAUACCAUGCGCGUGGUUGGUGAAGCUGUUUCCGAAUGGGCUCCCAUGCGACGCAAGUACAACUUAUUUGUUCCUCAAGACGACGCCGUUAGUGAACCAGGCUCUGCGAGGACGAGCUCACUAUCGUUCCAUCAGUUCGCAGCGGUCGAUGAGCCCUUCUUAUCCUGGGAUUUCUCCCUCCGUGACCGAAAUUCUCGCUUGGUUGGCUCUGUCAAUCGAAGUUUUCGCGGAUUUGGUCGUGAACUAUUCACGGAUACAGGUAGUUACGCCCUUCGUCUGGAUGCGGCGGGAUUAGACAACGAACAGAAUCAGGAUCAAGCCGCAUCAGAACCAGGCUCGAAGCAGCAUGCCUAUGCCGAAGCCUUAGGAGGACAUGACGGCAACUCCAGUUUGACUCUCGAUCAAAGAGCAGUGAUGCUCGCCACGGCCGUCACGAUUGAUUAUGACUACUUCUCUCGCCAUAGUUCGCAUGGGAGUGGCGCCUUUCUACCAAUCUGGCUGGGUGGCGGAGGCGAGGCAGCAGGUGGUGCGGCUACAGGCGCAGCAGGAGCUGGUGAGGCUGCUGGUGGCGCUGUUGCAGGCGGAGCCGGCCGAGCUGUAGGCUCAGCCGCAGGUGGAGUUGGUGCUGGUGAAGGCGCCAUUGCCGGUGCCGGUACAAUGGCAGGCUAUGAAGCAAUGCAGAGAGGUAUGGGAAGAGAAUCUCGACCCAUGGGGGACGACGCCAGUCCUCAGGACCAACCAUAUGGCCAGCCCAAUGACUCUCAACCUCCACAAAACACACCCAGCUCUGAACAACAACCAUUCGACCGGCCGUUUGAUUCUCAAUCGCCGCAACAGGGCUUUGGUGACCAAAAUCAAGGCCAGGACGUCUGGGGCCAGGGCUCAGAUCCAUGGAGUGAAGGACCCGCGCAGGGUCAAUCAGGGGGUGGUGAAGGUGGAGGAUUUUUCUCGUCUCUUUGGGAUAAUUUCUUUGGAGAUUAAAUGAGUGGACAUGAUCGGAUACAAAAGUCUCAUCGGCUUCACCCCGCAAGUACGGAGCUACACUGUCGCACUAUUCGUUUUCAUGUCGAGACAAAUGCAUCUGCUGUCUAGAUGAGGAGUCCUGACGGACACUGGCGGCUAUUCUCGGUUCGACUUUGAGAGGGUCCAGAUGCUGGCGAAAGCCUCGUCGAAAUAUGCGUGGUAGUCUCUGAUCUGGGUCGAUCUCGGUACGAUGCAUAUACUGAAAUGGACGGCCAGCGCUAUAAGAGCUCCAUUGGCAGGUAUCCGUCGCACCUGUGCACCUUGCGCAGUGAACACUACGAUCUUCGUGAUCUUCUUAUCUGUCAGCAGCUCUUCGGCUGUUGAUCCUACUUGGCAUUACGACUUCGCUUGCUGGGGCUUUGGGUACGGCAACUUGUCCAAAAGGACGUGGUGGGCUUUGAAUAGUACCCGCACAUGGGAUAGCGAUCAACUCCCACCAGUCAGCAACACGAAAAUCUAUCUAC